Messenger RNA from Gossypium raimondii (Peruvian cotton), 1050 nucleotides. Its product is annotated as LEAF RUST 10 DISEASE-RESISTANCE LOCUS RECEPTOR-LIKE PROTEIN KINASE-like 2.7. The record is from RefSeq and is a predicted model, not a curated record. The coding region runs from base 1 to 1050 and encodes 349 amino acids. The transcript is spliced from 5 exons. NCBI's taxonomy places the organism in Eukaryota, Viridiplantae, Streptophyta, Magnoliopsida, Malvales, Malvaceae.
AUGCUUCAGUUAGGAGCAGGCAGUGGAGUGUCGAGGCUUAGAUCUUCGUCGCUUAAGAAGCCACCGGAGCCGUUGCAUCGUGCGGUGGCAGAUUGUCUUUCGUCUUCUUCGUUUGCAGCGGUGGUUGGAGGAGUUAGCUCGCAUCACCAAGGGGGUCCUUUGGUUUUAACUGAAGCUUCAAGGACGCUUCGGUGUUAUCCCCGGGAUGAAACUGAUGAAAGGAACCAUUCCAUUUUUCACAAGAAUUUCAGUCUUGGGGUUCAAUUCAAGGAUUGUUCUGCUACUAUUUACAUAAAUACAAUAGUAGCAAAAAAAGAAGUAGUGAAUGAAGAAAAUAGCGUAUUUGAAGAAUUUGAAAAAACGCGGAAUCCUGGUUUGGCACUUCACUGUGACGUUUUUACUAAUACCACUAAGAUUGAAAUUGUUGGUGUAAAGUAUGAGGUGCUGGACAUCCAUCAUGAAAAUCAAAUUCUAAGGAUUGCGAGGGAGGACUUCAUCAAGAAUGGCUCUUGUCAUCCUCAAAUUCCAAUUCAAGAUUCGAUCUUGAAUUCUGAGCCAUUCGUUCUCGGUUCUGGAAAUACCAAUCUUACUCUGUCUUAUGACUGCCAAUCUUCAUCGAGUUUUGGAAUCUUCCCUUGCAAUUCUUCAAAUUACAACAAUGUUUCCAUAACUACAGAUAACAUUCGUCCAGAUGGAUGUUCAGCUAAUGUUAGAGUCCCGAUUCUUCAAUCUUCCUGGGAAAGACUUCGAAAUGAUUCCCUGGAUUUGGAAGAAGCAUUGGAAACAGGAUUUGAGGUGCAAUGGAAGGAAGAUACGGAAGCCUGCCGGAAGUGCAAUGCUUCUGGUGGAGCCUGCGGUUUUGACAAGUCCAACAAUCAAACAUUCUGCUACUGCCCAUCAGGAUUUGAGAGUUCCCCGGAUUCCAACGAAUGCCAUCGAGCCCUUCUCCCACCAUCCCCAACAAAUACUGGAAGCAAUAAUACCAGAGGUGGGUCCAAAUCCAAGUUGAAGCUGACUCCAAUAAUCAUAGGUAUGAAAAGUUGCAUUUGA